This is a messenger RNA of Scheffersomyces coipomensis, 7506 nucleotides long. RefSeq lists its product as uncharacterized. The coding region runs from base 1 to 7506 and encodes 2501 amino acids. The transcript has 2 exons. NCBI's taxonomy places the organism in Eukaryota, Fungi, Ascomycota, Pichiomycetes, Serinales, Debaryomycetaceae. The record is from RefSeq and is a predicted model, not a curated record. Gene Ontology annotation, biological process: cell adhesion.
AUGGUUCAAGUUGAAGUACAAAUGCUAUUUGAUGCUGUUUCUACUUUAUCAGAUGGUUCUGAAUCUACUUCUACUUCCAUAGAAGUCAAUUGUGAUACAAUGCUCAUAACAACUACAUUUCCAGAUGAUUAUGUAGCAACGCUAACAGGUCAAUUAAUAAUGACCUCUGAUGGUGCUGGUAACAUGAUCAUUUAUACUACUACAUUUCCUUUUACUUCACCAACACAGGUAGCAGAUCCUAGUUCCGAAAUUGAAUCUAGCGCAAUUGAUCCUGAAGUUAUUCCUAGUUCUGAAAUUGUACUUAGCACAACAAAUAUAGAAGAAACAUAUCCUAGUUCCGGAAUUGCACCCAGCACAAAUAUAGAAGAACCAUAUCUUAGUUCCGAAAUUGCAUCUAGUACAGAUAUAAAAGAAACAUAUCUUAAUUCCGAAAUUGCACCUAGUACAGAUAUAGAAGAAACAUAUUCUAGUUCCGAAAUUGAACCUAGCCCAUCAGAACCACCAGAGACUCCAAUUGGAACUUAUUAUCAUGAAACUACUCUUGAAAAUGGUAUGGUUUGUACAGCUACUCAACACGCGUAUUUGACAACACUUCCUGGAGGUUAUCUUGGAGUCUCUUACUCGGUGUAUAGCAUUCCUUGUGAGACAAUUACCUUUACAACUACAUAUUCAGAUGGUUCCAUAGCCACUCUUGUUGGUGACAUAUAUCUUACAGUCAGAGAAGAUAUGGUGUUUGAUCCAGUUUCAACAGGUACUCACAUUAUUCUGACCAUAAGUGAUGGAGAAAGUGAUCUGGAUCCUUCUAUAGACUGGCCUGAAGCCACAUCUACUGUUGCUCCUGAAUUAACUCAUUCUACCUCUUCGCAAGGUCCACUCACUCCAGGUGGCACAUAUUUUUAUGAGACUACACUCGAUAAUGGUUUGGUUUGUACAUCUGUUGAACAUGCAUAUAUGACAACUCAACCAGAUGGGGAAAUUUUAGUUUCAUACACAGUAGUCAGCAUUCCAUGCACUAUAAUAACAUUUACUACUACUCUUUCAGAUGGAUCUCAUGCUACAGUGGUCGGUGAUGUUAUGCUUACAACCGUGUCAGGUGAAUUGUAUGAGAUGAUGUCUAUAAUCCUGACUUUAGUACCGUCAGAUACAGAAACUUUAACAGUAACAAAUAGUGAAUCAACAUCAGAGCUGGUUGAACUUAGCUCAACAAGUGAUAUAGAAUCAGACCUAUCAUCAGAACAGAUUGAUCCAAGUUCUACUUACGAUAAUUCAGUAAGCAAAACUGCAACAGAUCCCGUUGAACCAACUACAACUUCAAGCGACAUAGAUUCUGAAUCUACAUCAGAACAGGUUGAUCCAAGUUCUAGUGACGAUGACUCUAUUAGUGAAACUACCUCAGAUGCUGCUGAAUCAAGUGAAAACUCAAUUGACAUACAAUCUGAAACUACUACAGAUGCCGCUGAAUCAAGUGAAAGCUCAAUUGACAUAGAAUCUGAAACUACUACAGAUGCUGCUGAAUCAAGUGAAAGCUCAAGUGACAUAGAAUCUGAAACUACUACAGAUGCCGCUGAAUCAAGUGAAAGCUCAAUUGACAUAGAAUCUGAGACUACCUCAGAUGCUGCUGAAUCAAGUGAAAGCUCAAUUGACAUAGAAUCUGAAACUACUACGGAUGCUGCUGAAUCAAGUGAAAGCUCAAUUGACAUAGAAUCUGAGACUACCUCAGAUGCUGCUGAAUCCGGUGCAAUCUCAAGUGACAUAGAGUCUGAAACUACUACGGAUGCUGCUGAAUCCAGUGAAAGCUCAAGUGAGAUAGAAUCUGAAAGUACCAUAGAUGUCGAUGUAUCAAGUGCCACUUCAAGUGACAUAGAUUCUGAAUCUACAUCAGAACAGGUUGAUCCAAGUUCUAGUGACGAUGACUCUAUUAGUGAAACUACCUCAGAUGCUGCUGAAUCAAGUGAAAACUCAAUUGAUAUAGAAUCUGAGACUACCUCAGAUGCUGCUGAAUCCAGUGAAAGCUCAAGUGACAUAGAAUCUGAAACUACUACGGAUGCUGCUGAAUCCAGUGAAAGCUCAAGUGACAUAGAAUCUGAAACUACUACAGAUGCCGCUGAAUCAAGUGAAAGCUCAAUUGACAUAGAAUCUGAGACUACCUCAGAUGCUGCUGAAUCAAGUGAAAGCUCAAGUGAGAUAGAAUCUGAAAGUACCAUAGAUGUCGAUGUAUCAAGUGCCACCUCAAGUGACAUAGAUUCUGAAUCUACAUCAGAACAGGUUGAUCCAAGUUCUAGUGACGAUGACUCUAUUAGUGAAACUACCUCAGAUGCUGCUGAAUCAAGUGAAAGCUCAAUUGACAUAGAAUCUGAGACUACCUCAGAUGCUGCUGAAUCAACUGAAAGCUCAAUUGACAUAGAAUCUGAGACUACUACAGAUGCUACUGAAUCAAGUGCAAUCUCAAGUGAUAUAGAAUCUGAAAGUACCAUAGAUGUCGAUGUAUCAAGUGCCACUUCAAGUGACAUAGAUUCUGAAUCUACAUCAGAACAGGUUGAUCCAAGUUCUAGUGACGAUGACUCUAUUAGUGAAACUACCUCAGAUGCUGCUGAAUCAAGUGAAAACUCAAUUGAUAUAGAAUCUGAGACUACCUCAGAUGCUGCUGAAUCCGGUGCAAUCUCAAGUGACAUAGAAUCUGAAACUACUACGGAUGCUGCUGAAUCCAGUGAAAGCUCAAGUGACAUAGAGUCUGAGACUACCUCAGAUGCUGCUGAAUCCGGUGCAAUCUCAAGUGACAUAGAAUCUGAAACUACUACGGAUGCUGCUGAAUCCAGUGAAAGCUCAAGUGUCGUAGAAUCUGAAACUACUACAUAUGCUGAUGAAUCAAGUGAAAGAUCAAUUGACAUAGAAUCUGAGACUACCUCAGAUGCUGCUGAAUCCGGUGCAAUCUCAAGUGACAUAGAAUCUGAAACUACUACGGAUGCUGCUGAAUCCAGUGAAAGCUCAAGUGUCGUAGAAUCUGAAACUACUACAUAUGCUGAUGAAUCAAGUGAAAGAUCAAUUGACAUAGAAUCUGAGACUACCUCAGAUGCUGCUGAAUCAAGUGAAAGCUCAAGUGACAUAGAGUCUGAGACUACCUCAGAUGCUGCCGAAUCAAGUACCACUUCAAGUGACAUAGAUUCUGAAUCUACAUCAGAACAGGCUGAUCCAAGUUCUAGUGACGAUGACUCUAUUAGUGAAACUACCUCAGAUGGUCAUGAAUCAAGUACCACUUCAAGUGACAUAGAUUCUGAAUCUACAUCAGAACAGGUUGAUCCAAGUUCUAGUGACGAUGACUCUAUUAGUGAAACUACCUCAGAUGCUGCUGAAUCAAGUGAAAACUCAAUUGAUAUAGAAUCUGAGACUACCUCAGAUGCUGCUGAAUCCGGUGCAAUCUCAAGUGACAUAGAAUCUGAAACUACUACGGAUGCUGCUGAAUCCAGUGAAAGCUCAAGUGUCGUAGAAUCUGAAACUACUACAUAUGCUGAUGAAUCAAGUGAAAGAUCAAUUAACAUAGAAUCUGAGACUACCUCAGAUGCUGCUGAAUCAAGUGAAAGCUCAAGUGACAUAGAGUCUGAGACUACCUCAGAUGCUGCCGAAUCAAGUACCACUUCAAGUGACAUAGAUUCUGAAUCUACAUCAGAACAGGCUGAUCCAAGUUCUAGUGACGAUGACUCUAUUAGUGAAACUACCUCAGAUGCUGCUGAAUCAAGUGAAAGCUCAAUUGAUAUAGAAUCUGAAACUACUACAGAUGCUACUAAAUCAAGUGCAAUCUCAAGUGAGAUAGAAUCUGAAGUUACCACAGAUGCUGCUGAAUCAAGUGCAAUCUCAAGUGAUAUAGAAUCUGAGACUACUACAGAUGCUACUGAAUCAAGUGCAAUCUCAAGUGAUAUAGAAUCUGAAACUACUACAGAUGCCGCUGAAUCAAGUGAAAGCUCAAUUGACAUAGAAUCUGAGAUUACCUCAGAUGCUACUGAAUCCGGUGCAGUCUCAAGUGACAUAGAAUCUGAAACUACUACGGAUGCUGCUGAAUCCAGUGAAAGCUCAAGUGAGAUAGAAUCUGAAAGUACCAUAGAUGUCGAUGUAUCAAGUGCCACUUCAAGUGACAUAGAUUCUGAAUCUACAUCAGAACAGGUUGAUCCAAGUUCUAGUGACGAUGACUCUAUUAGUGAAACUACCUCAGAUGCUGCUGAAUCAAGUGAAAGCUCAAUUGACAUAGAAUCUGAGACUACCUCAGAUGCUACUGAAUCCGGUGCAAUCUCAAGUGACAUAGAAUCUGAAACUACUACGGAUGCUGCUGAAUCCAGUGAAAGCUCAAGUGAGAUAGAAUCUGAAAGUACCAUAGAUGUCGAUGUAUCAAGUGCCACUUCAAGUGACAUAGAUUCUGAAUCUACAUCAGAACAGGUUGAUCCAAGUUCUAGUGACGAUGACUCUAUUAGUGAAACUACCUCAGAUGCUGCUGAAUCAAGUGAAAGCUCAAUUGACAUAGAAUCUGAGACUACCUCAGAUGCCGCUGAAUCCAGUGAAAGCUCAAGUGAGAUAGAAUCUGAAGUUACCACAGAUGCUGCUGAAUCAAGUGCAAUCUCUAGUGAUGUAGAAUCUGAAACUACUACAGAUGCCGCUGAAUCAAGUGAAAGCUCAAUUGACAUAGAAUCUGAAACUACUACAGAUGCUGCUGAAUCCAGUGAAAGCUCAAGUGAUAUAGAAUCUGAAGUUACCUCAGAUGCUGCUGAAUCAAGUGCAAUCUCAAUUGAUAUAGAAUCUGAAACUACCACAGAUGGUCAUGAAUCAAGUACCACUUCAAGUGACAUAGAUUCUGAAUCUACAUCAGAACAGGUUGAUCCAAGUUCUAGUGACGAUGACUCUAUUAGUGAAACUACCUCAGAUGCUGCUGAAUCAAGUGAAAGCUCAAUUGACAUAGAAUCUGAGACUACCUCAGAUGCUGCUGAAUCCAGUGAAAGCUCAAUUGACAUAGAAUCUGAGACUACCUCAGAUGCUGCUGAAUCAAGUACCACUUCAAGUGACAUAGAUUCUGAAUCUACAUCAGAACAGGUUGAUCCAAGUUCUAGUGACGAUGACUCUAUUAGUGAAACUACAACAAAUGUUGAUGAAUCAAGUGCAAGAUCAAUUGACGUAGUAUCGGAAACUACAUCAGAAGUUGCUGAAUCAAGUGCAAUGUUGAGUGAAUCAAAAUUUGAAUCUACAGCAGAUAAUAGCAGCUCAGGUACAAGUUCGUAUGAGCCGACAUCGGGAAUUGUUGAUUAUGAAUCGGACCUAGCCAGUUCUUUGGUUUCGGAAGUCGCUUCAUCCGUGGAAAUUCUUAGCUAUAGUGAUGCUUAUGUUUCUACGAUCAGUACUUUUAGUGAAUCUGAUGUAAAUUAUGACUCGGUCAUUACAUCAGAAGUAGUCAGUACCAAUUCAUUGAGUUCUAUUGAUUCAAGUAACGUGGAAGUGACCACAUAUAGUACUACGUUUGGGCCUGAUGAAUCUGGAGUAAUCGUUGUUAGUACUGAUUCUGUCGGAGAUUUAGUUGUAAGUACAUCCAUAUUUAAUAGUGUUAGCCCAAGUAUCGGCGUUACCGACUCAACAUACUCAACUACAGUCUCAAUCACAAGUACCAUCUCGGAUGUAUUGUCGUCAAAUACCGAAGAGGCAAUCUCAACGGAAGUACCUAGCUUAUCUGAUAUCAUAUUCACUCAUAUCGAGUCUAUUAGUUGGAGUCAGGGCGGACCAAUCGAUGUCGAUCUUCCUUUUGUGCCAUCAUGGAAUGUUAGAAUUGGAUGGCAAAUGCAGGAAGGACUUUUGAUGGGACACAAGUUUUCAUUAACAAUGCCUAAUGUUUUUGGUUUCUACUCUCCUCCUAAUGUCAAUUCUAAGCGUGAUGUUGUUGAUCUAGUAUACCUAGAAGUCGAUAAUAUCAAUUAUGCAGAAUGUACAGCAAUCCCAGGAUCACUAUAUGAUAUUAACUCCUACUUAGAAUGCUCAAUUAUACAGGAUAUUGAGUCAUACGUCGAUGGUAUUGUUAAUCUUCCUGUCACAUUUAAUGUUGGUGGUUCUUCCAGAGGAACUGAUAUGUCUGGUGCUAAUGAAUUAUCAAGCGGAGUUCAGUUAAUAUCAUUCUUAACUAGUGACAAUAGAAUAAUUCUGAAAGAGGCAUCUUUUGGUGCAGGUCCAGCAUCUCCGGAAGACCCUAACGACAUUGUAUUUGCAACGAGAGCCAUGGAAUGGGAUAAUAGUAAUGCGUAUUACCUUCUUGGAGGAAAUUGUACCUCUUCUUAUGGAUUUGGUAAAUUGUCAUUGAAAGUGGAUGACGGAACUAUUGAUUGUGCUUCGUGGCUGGCUUAUAUUACCAACGAUCUUAAUGAUUGGUAUUUUCCAAGAUCAUUUGAAGCCAUUGAUUCAAUCACUUUGGAAAGUUGUAACGGCAAUGAGAUUGUUCUCGACUAUUCUUAUAUUCCGGCAGGCUAUAGAGUAUUUUUAGAAGUUAUUGGUGAACCUGGUGGACAUGAUGUUGUUGCUAGCUAUAGUGAUAUCCAUAGCUGUGUCGAUGACUUAGCAAGAGAAACAGUAGGCUCUCCAGAUUUCAGUAUUAUUAGUACAUCGAGCAACGAAAGAGCUACUGGCCCAGAAUUUAUUACUUCUCCCGCCGCAACCAAUACCCAAGUCUCAAGUACCACUCAAGUAUUGGUAAUUAGUACUGAUUCUGUUGGAAAAACUUAUACUGAGACAAUUGUGAUUCCUGUCACAGUAACAGAGUGCAUUAUUACAAGUACUGGUGCUGAUGGGUCUGUUGUGACUGCAACUGAAGUGGUUAUUGUUACAGCCAAUCCCGAUGGAAGCAUGUACACUACAACAUCAUUACUUCCAAUUGAAAUUGCUUCAGAAUAUACCACCAUGUUAGCUACAACUGAUAGUGAAGGAAUUAAGGCCACAGAAUCAGGUAUUAUUUUAAUUGAUGCCGAAGGAAAUACUUUUACUACAACUUUAACUAUCACGGCUUUAGUUACGGAAUCUUGCAAUGAAUAUGAAACAACAUUUACCAAUACUCUUCCCGACGGAAAAGUUACUGCAGAAACUGCACACAUUUACGAGUCAAUAGAUGGUCAUGGUAGUACUUCUACCAGAACAUCGUUCUACACUCUGGCCACAGGAGCUGUGCCUGUUGAAGAUGAAGGUGAAAACGAAAAUGAAAACGAUAUUGAAGAAUUGUCACAUACAACUAUUUCUAUUAUCGACUUCCCUUCAUCACUCACUACAGUUUUAUUUGAUGAUGAAUAUGGCCUACAAUCUAACGAGAUAACCACAACGAUCAGCACGGGCCCAAUCUCCUCUGCUGAUUUCAUUGAUUUUUCUGCUACUAUAUCAGACACACCAGUCGCUUCAUCUAUUGAAUAUUAUGAGAAUUCAGCAAGUAAAAUUGCAAUUGACAAAUCGAUGUUGUUAAUUACAUUUGCUAGUAUGUUUUUCAUGAUAUUAAUUGUUUAG